AUGCCAGUCAACACUCUUUCCGUGGGCGCUGCCGUCACACCGACCGUAAUCGAGACGUAUAUCCUCCACUACCUGAACCGGAGUCCUUUACGCCAGAAGCCGACCGCGCACAUUUCGUACCACGAAGGACUCGAGCUCAUCCGGCGCUUCUUGCACUAUGCAUCGCUGCACCCAGUCGACGAGUUGCAGGCCUUCACGUCGCAAUGGGUGCCUGUACCGCACUGGGUGCACGACUACAAGGUUGAGAUACCGCAGGGGCAGAUGCAGCGCUCCGCUCAAUACAUCAACGCGCAGCUAGGCCCUAAGGGAAUUGAGGCUGUAGGCGGGCAAACAUGGUGGCAGUGGAGACGCGAAGGGACAAAGUUGGAGGCUGAGUGGAUUGAGAUGAAGAAGGACCGCGAUGCGCGUGAGAAGUCCAGCAUGCCAAAGGGGCAACGCAUCAUGCUCUAUGUCCAUGGCGGUGCCUACUUUUUCGGCAGCGUAGACGAGCAUCGCUACCAGAUGCAAAGACACGCGCGAAAACUUCAGGCUCGUGUGUUGGCCCCACGAUAUAGGCUUGCGCCUCAGUUUCCGUUUCCAUGUGGCCUGAUGGACUGUCUGGCAACGUACUUGUACCUGCUCGAAGAAGGACAUGAUCCCAACACCAUUGUCUUGGCUGGUGAUUCGGCAGGUGGUGGUAUGGUGCUCAGCAUGCUUGUGAUUCUGCGAGACCAGGGUGUGCCUUUGCCUGCGGGUGCCAUUUUGAUUAGUCCUUGGGUGGACCUGACACACAGUUUCCCAAGCCUGAGCGGGGACGGUAAAAUGGACUACAUCCCAGCACAUGGCUUCCUGCAUAAGCCGAGUAUAAGUUGGCCACCUCCAAACGCCGACGACCUUAUGCAACUCGAGAACUCUACAUCCAGCGCCUAUCAAAAGGCGAAGUCGUUUCCUCGAGUGGCGCUCUCCGGCAAGGCCAAGGAAGACCGUGCGGUAGAGAAGGAGGCAAAGGCCGAGCGCGUGCGUGGUUACUCAGUCAACAAGGAGAAACCUGACAUGAAUGCCAUCCUCAAUCCGGCUCAAGCAUCGGACACGUGGAUCUCGCCAGAUGGUAAGUAUGGUGUUGGUCCGAAGGGCAUCUUAUCCGUGCAAUUGGACAAAGUACGGAUCGAGAUCAAGGAUCAGAUCCAGCUGUACACAGCAAACCACCUCUUGACCCAUCCCUUGGUCUCUCCAGCUCUGCAGCCGUCGCUGGGUGGAUUGCCACCUCUACUUAUUCAAACUGGCGGCGGCGAGUUGCUGCGCGAUGAGCAAAUUUACCUAGCUCACAAAGCUGCGCACCCUGAAGCCUAUCUGCCACCUCCAUCAAACAGCCAGACUGCGGAAGAGAUUGAAACUUGGGCAUCAAGGUACAAGCCAACGAACGUGCAGCUUCAGGUGUGGGAUGACCUUUGCCACGUCGCACCAACACUCAGCUUCACGCGACCUGCAAAGCACAUGUAUCGCAGCAUUGCCCAGUUCGGUGCUUGGGCAUUGGCCAGAGCGCAGAAGACAUCCAUCGAUAUCCUCGAUGACGACGAUAUCUCUUUCGUUAGCACCGACUCUGACACCUCUUCUGACAAUGCGAAGCAGUCAAAGAAGGAUAAGAAGUCCAAGACAGCAACUAAAUCUCACAUGGGCAACGAUGAAAUUAUCGACAAAGGCCAACACGAGGCUAGGGUGGGCAAAGCGGGUGACUCUCUGCCUCCGUUCGAGCAUCACAUGAUACGACAACGCAUCGACCGACAUGGGUACAUCUAUCCUCUUGCACCCAAGGAGGAAUUAAUCGCCUUGAAUCUCCCGGUCUCUGAAGUUGGUGUUCCCAAACCAGGCCCUGUUAACAAGUGGAUGAAAGCAUCGCAGCAAUGGAACGGCAAGUUCGCAAAGCAGAAGAUCAAGAUCCAGCGACAGCGUAUGAUGGAGAUGCAGGCGGGCUUUGAGAGGUUCGAAGGCGAGACUCCACCACCAACGGCCUUGGCUGGCAGAAGGAUCAAAGGCAUGAAGGCAGAGAAGGCGAAGAAGAAGAGUUGGGGCAUGGCGCUUUGGAGCUUGUGGGGCAGCAAGCACGAUGAAGCGACCAUCGAUCGCGAACAGAAAGCAGAUCAAACACCACCACCGCCUUCGAAGGCAGUAGUCACACAGCCCGAGCAAGCAUCAGCUUCUUUAGACGGAACAACAGAUGGUACUGAACGGAGCCGAGCUGCCGGUUUGGCUCCGAUCAAGCCCUCACGCACGCGUUCGCAAUCCAGGCACUCAAAGGUCACCGACCGUGGUCAAAUAAACACGUCGGAAGAUGACCUUCAGAAAUUGUCGAAAGAGUUCUCAAGGGUCGCACCUCCUUCUUCCGGUCUUGCCGAAGCCACGGUCAUCGCGCUCGAACGCUCACAUUCGGGACUUCCUGCUCAAAUGAGUGAACCUGCUCAAACGCCAGGCAUCAUCGUCUCUGACGAGCCCACCUCCCCACCAACCAUUGUUCCGGAGACAGAUGGGACGAGUACCCGUCCGGUCAAGGGCGGCAUUGCCUACCCAUUCAGUCUGAAGGUCGAUGGACAGGGCCACCGCGCAAACGCAAGCACUGUCACACUACAGAGUAUGAACAUCAUGACACCACCAGCAGUGGAAGAGUCGAAGCAACUCGGCGACGCAAACAUCAUGACACCGGCAGCAGUGCAUGAGUCAAAGCAGCUUGGCGACGCGUUGCCUACACCACAUAUAGAAGCAGACCCUAUCCUUCCUAGGAACGGGCAGUACUUCUCCACCGAUGCACCUGGGCAAGUGGAAGCGCCUGUACUCGAGAGACCCGAAGUUGAGAGAUUCGAGACAGCGUACAUUUGGUCGCAUUGCGCACAUCCACCUCACAAUACAAAUCGACCUCACAACACAUCCAAUCAAUCGCACACAAUGUCCGUCUUCCGCGCAAACUCCCGCGCCCUAAUCACAGGCGGUGCGUCGGGAAUUGGCUACGCAGUUGCUGAGCUAUGCCUCAAGGCUUCCAUGAAAGUCACAGUCGUCGACUACAACCAAGAAACCCUUGAUCUUGCAAAGAAGAACCUCAAGGGCGAUCUCGAUUGCAUCAAAUCCGACGUCGGGGACCUCAGCGCCUGGAAGAGCCUGAAAGAGAAAGUGGGAGACGUCGACUUCCUGAUGCUGAACGCCGGACGCAUGGUCAAGGGUGCUUGGGGCGAAAGUCAGUAUUUUGAUCAGAUCCUCAGCACAAACCUCUACGGCGUGAUCAAUGGUCUAAACACAUACGUCCCCUCCUUCCAAGCCCGCUCUUCCAACACGCCUAGCGCAAUCGUCAUCACAGGCAGCAAACAGGGCAUUACGAAUCCCCCCGGCAACGCGGCCUUCGAUUUGAAGGAUACGACAACUAAUGUGCAUCUUUUGGUGCCGGGGUGGACGUUCACAGGUCUAUCUGGAAACCACCCUGGACAGGAAGCAAAGAAACCCGAGGGCGCGUGGUCACCCGAUCAAGUUGCGGACUUCAUGGUUAAGAAGAUGGAGAAGAACAAGUUUUACAUCAUCUGCCCUGACAACGACGUAAGCGAAGAGAUAGACAAGAAGCGCAUGCUCUGGGGUGUGGGCGAUAUUGUGAACGAGAGACCGCCGAUGACGAGGUGGAGGCCAGAGUUCAAGGAGGAGGCGGAGGAGUGGAUGGCGAAGCAAAAGGUCUGA
Messenger RNA from Macroventuria anomochaeta, 3690 nucleotides. RefSeq lists its product as uncharacterized. Bases 1 to 3690 code for a protein of 1229 amino acids. Gene Ontology annotation, molecular function: hydrolase activity. NCBI's taxonomy places the organism in Eukaryota, Fungi, Ascomycota, Dothideomycetes, Pleosporales, Didymellaceae. The transcript has 8 exons. The record is from RefSeq and is a predicted model, not a curated record.